GGAGAUUGUAAAUUACCACACAAACCCAAUGCCGAUUUAUGAAUAGUUGUCCUUUGGCAGUGUUCAUUGAAUGGUUGUGAGAUUUCGUGUUCCAGUUCUAAAAUCUGAAACUUACUGAGGGAUUGUCUGCAAGAUAAAUAUAUUUCUAACACAGAAUCAAGACAUUACUAAUAAUGAGUGACACCAAAGUUAACGGUUCCACCCAUGAAGGUGAAAGCGAAGCCCCACAAGCACCACCCCCCGCAGAGUUGCCACCCCCCUCGCCAGAGGAAAUAAUCACCCCUGAUGUGGUCGAUAAUAUCAUCAAGGGUUACAACACGGAUUGUGAAUUAGUCGACUUUUCUGCCAAACUGGGGACAAAAGUUGGCGAUAACUACAUGUCAAUCAUGUAUGCGGUUGAGAUCAACUUGAAGAACAGGAAAACGGGAGAAGCCGAUACGUUGAAUGUAAUGGUCAAAACGAUGCCAAAAAAUCCAAUGCGACAGCAAAUGAUCAAUGAGAGUGGAGCAUUCAUCAAAGAAUCCAAAAUAUACGAGGACGUGAUCCCAAGGAUGGUUGCCUUCCAGAAGGAGAAGGGGUUGAAGGAUGACGAACUUUUUCUGGGAUGGCCACAAUGUUUCACCACGUUCAACGAUGGGACGAGUGACUACUUGGGCAUGGAGGAUAUGAGAGUCCAAGGGUAUAAAAUGGCAAAUCGUUUGGCUGGCUUGGACGUGGAACAUGUGCAGCUCGUUUUGAAGAAUGUUGCUCGCUACCACGCCCUCUCCUUUGCCAUAUUUCGUGGGGACUACGACCUAAUGAUGGAAACUUAUCCAUGGCUCGAAGAGAAAAUGUUUCCGUCAGAGGAUAAAGUUCAAGAACCCAUGAAAAUGUGGAUGAAAUCAAUGUUCAGCAAUGAGGCAGACGUCGUUCGGAAGGAGGGGCUUAUCAAGGAAGCUGAUUUGAUGGAGAAGAUGAUCGAAGGUUCAAUUUAUGGCAUGUUGCACAGUAUGCUUGGAAUAAAGACGAAAAAUCCCGUCAUUAAUCAUGGAGACUGCUGGACAAACAAUAUGCUCUUCUUGUAUGACGAUGAUAACAAGCCCAGACAUCUCAAGUUUGUGGAUUUCCAGAUGGCACGAUGCAGCCCGAGAAGUAUUGACUUGGGCUACUUUCUCCAUUCGAGUCUACCAAUUGCCACGCUUAACGAGAAGGAGGAAUAUUUCCUUAAAUUGUAUCACGAUGAGUUCAUCCGGUUUGUGAUAAGGUUGGGAGUAGAACCCUUAGAAUACGGGUUGACUUGGGAGGAAUUUAUGGACGAGUAUAAAAACUGCAAGUUUUUCGGGGUGGUAAUGGGCUUUAUGUUGGCUCCCAUUCUGUCGGCGGAUGCGGCUGAUGUUCCUGAUAUGGAAAAUCUGAAAGAAGAAGACUUUGGCGAGGAUGGGGCUAAAGAUUUUAUGAAUCAACUCAUGGGCAAAAAAUCGGACUCGACAAAGAAGAUAUGCAAUCUUGCUAUUCAUCAUUUACCUCGAUGUCCACAAAUGAUGAAUAAGUAAAAGAGUCGCUCUCGAAAUUUUACAGGUUAAUCGCAAUAAAGGCGUAAUUCUAUUGACAUAUGAAGCAUGCAUGCACCAGUAAAUAUGUAACUGUAUCCCUUUCUCAUAUAUAUUUGAAUAAUCAAACUUUUAAAAUUUAUAAUAAACAUUGUGGCAUAAUUUUAGAUUAUUUUAUAGUAUAGUAAAAAUCACUAUCUUAAAAAUACGAACAUUUAAUAUUUUAAAAUAAACUUAAAGAGACCUUUAUAUGUAGAUCUUUAGCACUUUCCUUAUUAAAAAACUGUCUCAAAAAUAAAUAAAUAAUGCUUUUA
Molecule: messenger RNA, 1843 nt
Organism: Folsomia candida
Lineage: Eukaryota; Metazoa; Arthropoda; Collembola; Entomobryomorpha; Isotomidae
Exons: 4
Coding region: 174-1532 (452 amino acids)
Source: RefSeq, a predicted model, not a curated record